AUGACUGAAUCAGGUGAAACGGAUAUCUGGAGAGACACAUGGGUGCGCUACUUAGGGUAUGCCAAUGAGGUAGGGGAAUCCUUCCGAGCACUGGUCUCCUACAAGAUCGUUCGGUUCAGCUAUGUAGUGGCCUUUGCAUACACCUUCGCCGAUACUGGGGACAAAAGUUACAAAAUGUUAAAGACAGAUGGCCGACCAAAAAAAGUGCUUAUAGAAGCGGGUGACGUUCUCAUAUGGCAGACGCUGGCAUCUGUUAUCAUACCCGGCUUCGUCAUUAACAGGUUGUGCGCAUAUUCUUCAAUGGGUCUGAAGAGAUUUACAAAAAUAUCACCUAUGACUAGGAAUUGGAUGGCAGUGGGUAUUGGGCUGUCAUCCAUUCCUUUCAUAGUCCGGCCCAUAGACUCAGGCACCACGUGGUUUAUGGAUUCCACUUACCGACGAUGGGUCAAGAACGAGCUCUAA
Messenger RNA from Spodoptera littoralis (African cotton leafworm), 462 nucleotides. The record is from the annotation of a GenBank genome assembly. Lineage: Eukaryota; Metazoa; Arthropoda; Insecta; Lepidoptera; Noctuidae.